Alternaria atra is the source of this 1065-nucleotide messenger RNA. RefSeq lists its product as uncharacterized. The record is from RefSeq and is a predicted model, not a curated record. The transcript has 2 exons. Bases 1 to 1065 code for a protein of 354 amino acids. NCBI's taxonomy places the organism in Eukaryota, Fungi, Ascomycota, Dothideomycetes, Pleosporales, Pleosporaceae. Gene Ontology annotation, molecular function: catalytic activity; molybdenum ion binding; pyridoxal phosphate binding.
AUGGCGCUCCCAGCCACUACGCAGAUCGCGGUUCUACUGUCCAUCUUCAUCUUGCCUAUUCUUACAUAUAUCUACUUCACGAGGAACCAGCAAGCAAAGAGCACUGUUGGGCCUUUACCACCAGCGACUGAGAUCACGGGCCUCUUCAUACACCCGAUCAAAUCAUGCCAUGGUUUGUCUGUGAAGUCAGCCAAGCUCUUGCCGACAGGUCUUGAUCUGGAUCGGCAAUGGAUGUGGGUGAGCUACCCAAACUACGAGUUUCUGACGAUCCGCCAAAACUCUAAAAUGACACUCAUCCGGCCAACCUACGACGAGAAGACUGAUACCCUCACCGUCACUGCACCAGCGCCGAACUCGAUGGAUGAGAAGCUAGAGUUCUCUAUCCCGGCUCAUCCGUCGAAAGAAUGGCUCGACGAGAACACCGAGGAGCACUCGGCAAAGAUAUGGAGCACUACGACGGGAACUCGCGUGUACUCUACCAAGAUGACCGGUCCGUUUAACAGCUUCUUCGACAAAGAGGUGCGACUCGUGUACAAGCCUCCAGUUUCCGAGGACCCCAGACCGCUCGUAUCGAACGGUGCACCAAACGUCUUAGGAAGAGAUGCAUCAACUUGUUUCCCAGAUCUGAUGCCUGUGCUAGUCGGCAAUCAAAGCAGCAUCGACGAACUCAACACACGCCUCAAAGCUGCAGAGGACUUCACCAUUGAUGUUCGCCGGUUCAGACCGAAUAUCCUCGUCAAAGGUGAUGCCAACGCGCCCUGGGACGAAGAUCGCUGGAAGACUGUCAGAAUCACACCUGAGGCUGGCGAAAAACCAAUUGUCCUAGACAUCACCCAGCGAUGCGCGCGCUGUCAGGUGCCAAACGUACACCCUGAUUCAGCCGAGAAGCACAAGACGCAGCCCUGGGAUGCGCUGAUGAAAUAUCGGAGGAUCGACGAGGGAAUUACAUACAAGCCUUGCUAUGGUAUGCUGGCUGUACCGAAGACAGUCGGGGAUAUCAGGGUCGGGAUGAAGUUUGAGGUUACAGAGGUUACAGACAAGCAUCGGUAUAUCGCGGGGUUCUAA